Molecule: messenger RNA, 1943 nt
Organism: Salarias fasciatus (jewelled blenny)
Lineage: Eukaryota; Metazoa; Chordata; Actinopteri; Blenniiformes; Blenniidae
Gene: sfrp2l
Product: secreted frizzled-related protein 2 like
Exons: 3
Coding region: 93-1142 (349 amino acids)
Biological process (GO): canonical Wnt signaling pathway; non-canonical Wnt signaling pathway
Molecular function (GO): Wnt-protein binding
Source: RefSeq, a predicted model, not a curated record
UGGCUGCCCUCUCAUUUCCCGCUGUUCGCUCCACACCUCCAGGCAGGUCGAGUCCAGGCAGGGGAGCCGCAGCUCCUCCAGCAACUUCAACAAUGUCUGUGCUUCUGCUCGGUUCGCUGCUCUGUGGAGCCUUAACCGCGGCGGCGGCGGCCGGGCCGGACGGCGUGCCUCAUCUUUCCCCGCGCGGGCCACCGGCGGUGGGCUUCCGCUCGUCGGUGCGGUCGGUGUGUCGCCCCAUCCCCAGCACCCUGUCGCUGUGCCACGGCAUCGGCUACCGGCGCAUGUGGGUCCCCAACCUGCUGGGCCACGACUCGCUGCGGGAGGCGCAGCAGCAGUCGGCCGCCUGGCUGCCGCUCAUCUCCAAGCGCUGCCACCGGGACACCGGGAAGUUCCUGUGCUCGCUCUUCAGCCCGGUGUGCCUGUCCGAGCUCCGCGGGCCCGUCAGCCCCUGCAGGAGCCUCUGCGAGGCCGUGCGGGACGGCUGCCUGCCCGUCAUGAGCGCCUUCGGCUUCCCCUGGCCGGAGAUGUUCAGCUGCAGCCGCUUCCCCGGCGGGACCGAGCUGUGCAUCCCCCCCACCGGGGAGCAGGAGGGGCCGGAGGCAGACCCGGCCGGGAGCCCCGGGCACGGAGAGGAGCUGAAAGGCAGUGUUGUCUGUGAAGCCUGCAGCCUGGCUGCUGAAGGAGAGGCUGAAAUCCAGGAAAGCUUCUGCCACAGCUCAUAUGCCUUUAAAAUGCGUUUGGCCAGCGUGUCGACCGUGGGAGGUGACCGCCAGUUGGUGCCCACGGCCCGCAGUCGCAUCCUGAGGUGGGCAGGAGGAGGUGCGGAGAGGGCGGAAGAAGUUGGAGGCGCGAUGGCCCACAGUGCUCUGUGGCUGCAAGAAGGAGCCACCUGCACUUGUCCGAGCUUAGACUCCACAGAGACGCACCAGGAGAACCUGCUGGCGGGGGAGGCGAUUGACAAGAGACCUGCGAAAGAAGAUGGGAAGGUGGGAGCUGGGGCCCAGAGUGGGUGGUUUCUGGCUCUGGCUCAGGCUGAGGAGGGGCGACUGGUGGUGACUCGACUGACAAAGUGGACCAGAGGGGACAAGGAGCUGAAGAAAUUCAUCAGAGCACUCCUUAAACUCUCCUGUCCAGAGGUUUAAACAAGCAGCAGUCCUCUCUCCUUCUGGAUGUUGUUAUAUAAACAUCUUGAAUCAAUUUAUACAAAAUCUAGCCGAUAGGAGAUUAAGUUGCAAACAACCAGUAAGUAAUCAUUUCUAUAAAUGUUGAAUGGGAGCGUCGGUUUAACAAACUGAGCAGGUGCUUUUACAGGGCAAACACGUGAGUUAUCAGUUACACAAUAUUACAGCAUGUAUGGGGACGUGACGGCAGUCGUGGUUGAUGGUGGGCGAGUGUUCCAGAAGCGUCUACGUGACGUACCGUAUAUUUACUUGGGUGAGGUUUUUGUAGUUUCCUGUAGCUGCAAGAGACAAAAUGUUAACCACUUAAACUUUUCACUGAAGAGUAAAGACUAGAGUGAUGUGAACUGAUCAUGAACUUUUUUUUUAUUAUUUAAUCAGUGUAUAUAUGUACAGCAGUGUAAUUUCUGGCAUUCUUGUAAUGGUCAAUGUGUUUUCAAAAGUGCCUUUAUUUGAUCGACAGGUUGUUUUUCACAGCAGCUAAAACCUCAAUGUGGCAGUUUUAGUGAAAAUUAAAUGGUGGGGGGGGGGAAAUGACUGCAUUUGGCUCUGAAGAGAUUAGAAUACCAUUGGAAGAACUGAUAGUUUUGUCAGUUCUUCCUACAGCGAUAAAAUUUCAAUUUUUAGGUGUAUAUUUUGACUUCUGUUGUGCUGAUUUUGACCUUAUCAAAGAUAUGGAAAAGGAGAUACUGUUUUAUUGUACUUUUAUUUUUUAUGCCAUCAGAAAAAAUGUAAAAUACUUGCACAAUUCAAUUAAAUUGGGGG